AAAAUAACAAUUUUUAUGGACAAACGGACGGCGGAUAGCGGAACACCAGAAUAGUAAAAUGCGAACAAUCGGAGAACCCUGGCCGGAAUUUAACGACGGCAUCUUCUACUCCGACCGCGUCCGCCCCUCCGAUUCAGGUGUUACACUUGUCGACUAUUACUCCACUAAGUACAAGAGUUCAGCUCCUUUACAAGGAUGGUUGCAGAGAAUUGGGAAUGGACAGAUAACUGUUGACGGUAAAAUUGUUACAGACCCUACCAAAGUUCUAAGUGCUGCUUCAGAUUUGCAAUAUCACCGACUUCCUUGGAGAGAACCUGAUGCACCGUACUUGCUUGGAGUUUUAUUUGAAGAUGACCAUUUGAUUGCACUAAACAAGCCGUCAGGUCUCCAAGUUUUACCGGGAGGACUAUUCCAGCAGCGGACUGUUUUGACUCAAUUACAUUGGUAUGCAAGCAAACAGAGAUCAUUAUUAUCAUGUCAAGAUACGAAUGCUGUCCCUGUUCAUCGCCUUGGAAGGGGUACAUCAGGAAUAUUGCUUUGUGCAAAGACAAAGCUUGCAAAAGCUCGUAUCUCGGCAUAUUUUGCAGAUGGAACAUCAGUUGUCGGGAGUAGCAGAAUUGAAGAUGCAGAUAUUAGUAAAGCUAGGAAAAUCUCAAAGACGUAUCGGGCAUUAGCAAGUGGUAUUCUUCAUGAGAAUGAGGUCAUCAUCAAUGAGCCAAUUGGGAUGCUACGAUAUCCUGGAGUUGCGAAAGGAUUAUAUGUUGCUUCACCCUCAGGAAAACUGGCACUAAGCAAAGUACGUGUUCUUGAGAGGGAUAUACAGAAUAAUCGCACUGUGGUGGAGGUUGAAAUACAAUCAGGAAGGCCACAUCAGAUUCGCAUUCAUCUUUCCUUUAUUGGCCACCCGCUGAUAGGUGAUCCUUUAUAUGUUACUGGUGGGCAACCACACUGUUUUGAUCCUGAAUCUGUGGAAGAAAGUUUUGCUCAAGAUGGGGGGUACCAGAGACCUCUGAAUCCGGUUCCAGGAGACUGUGGAUACCACUUGCAUGCACAUCGAUUAAUUUUCUGUCACCCGUUAACAAAUAAGGUCAUAGAAGUAAUUGCACCUCUACCAUCAAUAUUGCAGACGCAGGAAGAGAGCAAAGAACUUAACCAUUCUGAUCAAGAUGUCAAGUAACAACUGGGGACUUGCGAGUAUUGAUUAGGACCUUUUCUUCUUUUUCUUCAAAACUGCCUCGAGUAGACAUUUUGCUAAACAUUUUGGAGUCUGUUCAGUGCUAUAAUUAGAUUCUUUUCAAUGAUUUUGUAAGAUUAACAUGUUUGAGAGGACAAUAUAAAAAUUAGGGAAAAAAGUUUGUAUAGUUCACAACUUUUAUAUAGAUUUACCUUGAUUACUAUAUUUUUACCUUUUUUGUUUUAAAACUUCAAUCAAUAUCUUAAUAUACAGUUUAUUUUUUUUUGCA
Messenger RNA from Daucus carota subsp. sativus, 1463 nucleotides. RefSeq names its product RNA pseudouridine synthase 5. The record is from RefSeq and is a predicted model, not a curated record. Gene Ontology annotation, molecular function: pseudouridine synthase activity; RNA binding. Gene Ontology annotation, biological process: enzyme-directed rRNA pseudouridine synthesis. The coding region runs from base 59 to 1177 and encodes 372 amino acids. NCBI's taxonomy places the organism in Eukaryota, Viridiplantae, Streptophyta, Magnoliopsida, Apiales, Apiaceae. The transcript is spliced from 14 exons.